Caenorhabditis elegans is the source of this 2500-nucleotide messenger RNA. It is a transcript of the gene Y106G6D.5, whose product is annotated as Helicase ATP-binding domain-containing protein. NCBI's taxonomy places the organism in Eukaryota, Metazoa, Nematoda, Chromadorea, Rhabditida, Rhabditidae. The record is from RefSeq and is marked reviewed. Gene Ontology annotation, molecular function: helicase activity. Bases 94 to 2124 code for a protein of 676 amino acids. The transcript has 10 exons.
CCACUGCGAAUUUAAAAACAGAAAAUGGCAAAUUAUGCAAUUAAUUGCAAUUUUUAAUGGAUUUUUCAGGUGGAAAUCUAAAUGAAAUGAACGAUGAAAUUAUUGCGAUCACUCAAUUAUGGAACUCUAUGCAAACUAUCGACUUCAGCGCAAUCCUUGAAAAAAUCUUCCCGACUUCUCAAAAAGCAACCGAAGAAUAAGAUCUCUCUGACACCAAAAUUUUUGGACAAUGUUAGAGAAUGGCCGAAGAUCUUUGAAGCAGAAAUCGAAGCGCAAUUUGAAAAACUUGAUGAGAUGAUCCGGAACAAAGUAGGAUGGAGAGUGAUCGAAGAACGUGGGCUCUGCGUUGGGAAUCUGAUCGUGACUUCAAAAUAUUACGAUUCAUAUUGUGGAGAGGUAAUUACCCUAUCUGGUGACGCAAUUUUAAGAACGAGAUGGCUUAAAGCAGGAACUCCAGUAUUGUUGAACAAACUGAAUGAAGAUGGUCAUUUGCAAAAAGUGUCCGAUGGGCAUGUCGUUGAUUGUACUGCUGGAAUCGUGAAAGUAUGCGCUUACGACGAUAAAAAUGUGGAUUUCUCAACACUCAAUUACAUUCUCACUCCAUCAACAAACAGCGGAGCUCUAAAAUUUCUUCAAAGUGUAAUUAAGAAUCCAUCAUCAUUAUCCAGUGAUAGUGUCCAUUUAGUCAAUCUCGCCUAUCGAUCAAUUCCAAUGCCCUCUAUUCAUGACAGAAAAAUUGGAAAUCUUCCGGAAACACUCAAUCCAAGUCAGGUAGCAGCAGUUUCAGCAGCAAUGAACACACAAAGAAAUCUAUUAUGUAUUCAAGGACCACCAGGAACUGGAAAAACUCGUGUGAUUGCUGAAAUUGUUCAUCAACUGAUGAAAAAGAAAAAGAAAGUUUUGGUUUGUGCCCCAACACACGUUGCUGUACGGAAUGCAAUGGAUGCAACCACGGGAAGAAUGAUUGAAGAAAUGCCUGAAGAGAAAGCCGAACAGCAACUGUGCCUCCUCGCAAACACGAAAGAUGAGUUUCAAAACCACAAAUCCGCUUCAAAGUUAGAAGAAAUCAAAAAGCAACUUUCAACAAUGAGUACAUCCGAUCCUCUCUAUAAAAAGAUGUCAUAUGAAUACUAUUUAAUUCGAAAUUCUAUUUUUCGAAGUAUCUUCUAUCCAAAACUUGCUGUUUUCUCAACAUUGGGAACAUCUUCAAUUCAAAAACUACCGGAGUAUCAUUGGAAUGCAGAUGUCAUGAUUGUUGAUGAAGCUGCACAAUGUACGGAACCUGCGACUUGGGUGCCAGUAUUAACCACACCAUCUUGUAAGAAACUCAUUCUUGUUGGAGAUCAGAAACAGUUGCCUGCCGUUGUUUUAUCAGACAAAGCGAUGAAAGGCAACUUCAAGCUUUCCCUGAUGGAGAAGCUUGCCGAAGAGUUUUCUUCUAAUAAUAUCAAUAUUCUACUCAAUGAGCAAUACCGCAUGAACAAAAAGAUUAUGAAUUGGUCGAACGAAGUAUUUUAUGAAAAUCAACUGACAGCACAUUCAACCGUUUCUGACAUCACUCUACGAGAUAUUUGUCCAAAUCUUCCGGAAGAUCACGUAUUAAAUAAUCCGAUUAUGAUGAUUAAUAUGGAAAAUGUUAAAGAUAGAUCCCACGAAGAAUUCGAAUCACAUUCAUUCACAAACACUGACGAAUUGAAUUUGGUAACAGAAUAUGUCAAUCGAUUGGUAGUUGACUUGGGAAUUAAUCCAAAGGCAAUCGCUGUAAUUUCACCGUAUUAUGCUCAGAUCGAAAAACUACGACGAUCUAUCCCCUUCCGAGUCGAUGUCAAUACAGUUGACGCAUUCCAAGGUCACGAACGUCAAGUGGUCAUUUUCUGUCUUGUCAGAGAUAAUGAUGAAGGCCAAAUUGGAUUCUUGAAUGAAACUCGCCGAUUGAAUGUUGCAGUUACUCGAGCAAGAAGACAAUUUGUUUUGAUUGGAAAUGGACGAAUGAUGAAAGGAAAUAAACAUCUUUUAAAACUCUACAAACACCUUCAAUCGGAAAAAGUCAUCUUCGGACCGUCAAUUCUCGAAACCUUCAACGAUCUUGAGGAAGCUGCUCUACCAAGAUCGGAUAAAUUUUGAUUUUUGGUUGAGCUUAGGUUUUUAGAUGAUAGUAUUCAGUUUCUAACGGAUAUUCACUUCAUGUAACUAUUAUUGAUUUCAUAUUUUUAUGUUUUUGAUCUAAAAUUGAUUAGCGUCUUGAUAUUUUAUGAAACAAAUUGAUACUGAAUUUGAGAAAUAAGUAGGAGAGAAGAAGAUAGAAUCUGAUAACAAGACAAACAAAAAGGGCCAAUUUUGGCAAAGUUUUGUUUCCGUCGAUUUCCUUUUUUGACAUGAAUCACCGUAUUGUUCUUAUUUUCUAUUGUAUUUUUUCGACAUUUUCCAUAUCCCAAGCUGUUUUAAAAUGCUAUACAGGUUAUUCAAUUAUGAAAGGUAAUAAAUAUAAUUUUGGAAGUAA